Nyctereutes procyonoides (raccoon dog) is the source of this 966-nucleotide messenger RNA. RefSeq names its product olfactory receptor 6K2-like. NCBI's taxonomy places the organism in Eukaryota, Metazoa, Chordata, Mammalia, Carnivora, Canidae. The record is from RefSeq and is a predicted model, not a curated record. Gene Ontology annotation, molecular function: olfactory receptor activity; G protein-coupled receptor activity. Gene Ontology annotation, biological process: G protein-coupled receptor signaling pathway. The coding region runs from base 1 to 966 and encodes 321 amino acids. Gene Ontology annotation, cellular component: membrane. The transcript has a single exon.
AUGGAGAGCCCCAAUCAAAGCACCACUCAGGAGUUCAUCUUCUCCGCCUUCCCUUGUUCCUGGGGAAGCUCUGUCUCCUGUUUUGUUCCCCUGCUCUUCAUUUACACUUUCAUUGUCUUCGGCAACCUGGUCAUCAUCACAGUGGUCCAGCUGAAUGCUCACCUCCACAUGCCCAUGUACUUCUUCAUCAGCGCCCUUUCUUUCCUGGAAAUCUGGUACACGACAGCAACCAUCCCAAAGAUGCUUGCCAGCCUGCUGAGUGAGAGGAAGAGCAUUUCCCUAAAUGGUUGUCUCCUGCAGAUGUACUUCUUCCAUUCCACUGGCAUCAGUGAGGUUUGUCUGUUGACAGCAAUGGCCUUUGACCGCUACCUGGCCAUCUGCAGCCCUCUUCAUUAUCCCACUACCAUGACCCCCAGGCUGUGUGCCCAACUGACUUUCAGUUGCUGUGUUUGUGGCUUUAUCACGCCUCUCCCUGAGAUUGCCUGGAUCUCCACACUGCCAUUUUGUGGCUCUAAUCAUCUUGAGCACAUCUUCUGUGACUUCCUCCCCGUGCUACGCUUGGCCUGCACAGACACACAAGCCAUCGUCAUGAUUCAGGUAGUGGAUAUUGUCCAUGCGGUGGAGAUUAUUACAGCUACAAUGCUCAUUUUCAUGUCCUAUGUUGGUAUUGUGGCUGUAAUUCUACAUAUUAGGUCAGCUGAAGGCCGACGCAAGGCAUUUUCCACGUGCAUCUCCCACCUCACUGUUUUUUUGCUUUUUUUUGGCAAUGUGGCCCUCAUGUACCUACGCUUCUCUGCCACCUACUCCUUAUUCUGGGAUACAGUCAUUGCUCUGGCCUUUGCAGUUUUGUCUCCCUUCUUCAACCCCAUCAUCUAUAGCCUGAGGAAUAAAGAGAUAAAGGAAGCGAUAAAAAAACACUGGGGUCAAGCUAAAACCUUUUUUUAUAAGACCAAGGACCUCAAGUAA